Vanrija pseudolonga is the source of this 1542-nucleotide messenger RNA. It is a transcript of the gene orc2, whose product is annotated as Origin recognition complex subunit 2. Gene Ontology annotation, biological process: DNA replication. Gene Ontology annotation, cellular component: nuclear origin of replication recognition complex; nucleus. NCBI's taxonomy places the organism in Eukaryota, Fungi, Basidiomycota, Tremellomycetes, Trichosporonales, Trichosporonaceae. The record is from RefSeq and is a predicted model, not a curated record. Gene Ontology annotation, molecular function: DNA replication origin binding. The transcript has a single exon. Bases 1 to 1542 code for a protein of 513 amino acids.
AUGCCCCCAGCAGCGAGGAAGAAGGCACGCCGCGCGUCUCCAGAAGCGGAGGCUGGUCCGUCGAACGCGGCAGGGCCGAGCACCGAGCCGAGCGCGUCCCAUCUGGUCUCCUUCCUCACGUCGUACGCAGACCGGGAACGGGGCUCGUCCGCCUCUGGGUCGGACGACGAGGGCUCAGCAAGCGGCAGCGGGACGGACAACGAGGCCGAGGACCCAGACGACGAUGGAGGACAUACACGGACACCGGGGAGGCGCGGACUGGUCGGCACGCCGAGCAAGCGGCGCAAGACGGCGACGCCGACAUCCACCCCACGACGACGAGCAACGCCAAAGAAGGGCACGGCGCUGACGCCGCGCAAGCCAACGGACGAGGGGUUCGUCCGCGCGUCCCGCGCCGACGGAUACUUUCUCACCACGUCGCGCUCGGCGCGCACCUCGGGCCAGUCGUACACGUCGCUCGCGCAGCCGCUCAGCCAGGCAGAGUACGAGGCGGCCGCGAACGGCGUGCGGGCCGGCCAGGAGCGCGUGCAGCAGGCGCUGGAGCGUGCCGAGGCGCACUUUGACCAGUGGGCCGAGGAGCUCGCGGCAGGUUUCAACCUCCUCCUGUACGGCUAUGGCUCGAAACGACGCCUCGCAAACCGCUUCCUCGAGUCGCAUCUCGCCAAGCGCGGCCACUGCGCCGUCGUCAACGGCCACUUUCCCCAGCUCGGCAUCCGCGACGUCUUGUCAGCGCUGGAAGAUACGCUCAAGAUUGCGGACGCGCCGUCACCGCCUGCGGCGACGCCGCUGGAACGAGCAGCGUACCGCCUUUACGCUGCCUUCUCGGGGAAGCGGAGAACGCCACCACUGUUUCUCGUCCUACACAACAUUGACGCACCAGCGUUGCGAACGCCCAAGGCGCUCGCAGCAUUGUCUUUGCUGGCGUCUUCGCCACGGAUACACCUCGUCGCGACAUUUGACCACGUCAACACGCCACUGUUGUUUUCCGCGACGCUGAACAACACACCGCCACAUGCGCCCGGCGCCACUGUCAACGGGGAGGUCCCGCCAUCACGCGGCUUCAACUGGCUGUAUCACUCUGUGCCGACGUUUGACGACUACGAUGUCGAGUUGGCGCAUGCGCGGUUGUCUGCUGCGACCCUGGCGCUUGAGGGGGCCGGCCGUGCAGGCAUCAGCGAGGAAGGCACGCUGCAAAUCCUGCGCUCUGUGCCGCCCAUGGCGGCGCGCCUCCUCAAGGUCAUUUUGACCACCCAGGUGGCGUCCCUACCGGCAGAUGCAGCGAGCCAUGUCGCACACCCACCAUCACAAACGGCGCCUGGGUUCGCACUCGACGUCGACCUCCUCCAGCGGACCGCACGAGACAAGUUUAUCGCCCGCGAAGAGGACAGGUUCAACGCGCUCCUCGGAGAGUUCCGCGACCACGGGCUCGUCAUCGUCGCUGAGCUGGACGCUGAAGGCAGGACGGGCCGCUGGGCCUGGGUGCCACUUGGCAAGGCUGCCAUUGAGCGCAUUUUGGAGGAAAUGAAGGACGUCGAGGGGUGA